Messenger RNA from Sorghum bicolor (sorghum), 1325 nucleotides. Its product is annotated as PHD finger protein ALFIN-LIKE 2. The record is from RefSeq and is a predicted model, not a curated record. NCBI's taxonomy places the organism in Eukaryota, Viridiplantae, Streptophyta, Magnoliopsida, Poales, Poaceae. Gene Ontology annotation, cellular component: nucleus. The transcript is spliced from 5 exons. Bases 257 to 1132 code for a protein of 291 amino acids. Gene Ontology annotation, biological process: regulation of DNA-templated transcription. Gene Ontology annotation, molecular function: transcription coregulator activity; histone binding; transcription cis-regulatory region binding.
UUAAAAAUGUUUGAUUUCUUCGUAUUACGAAUGGAGUAAAAGCAAAAAAGAAGAAGAAGAAGAAGCAGCAGCAGCAGCGUUCACACAACGAAACCGGAGAUGACUUGACCCAACGUGGCAGCAUUUUUCCCGUGAGGCCGUCACACCCCAACCCACUUCCCCUGCCAUUUCCUGUCUACAGGAGUGGACGCGUCGGUCUCGUAUCCGCUGCCUGCGCAGGCCUGCUGCUCGACGCUGCUGGCGUCUACCGGCUAGCAUGGACUCUCCCCCGCCCCUGCUCGCGAGCUCUCCACGCUCGGCGCUACCGGACCAUCCUCUGCACGGCCAGGCUACGGGUUCUCCUCCGCCGCCCCUGCUCACCAGCGCUCCAUGCUCGCCGCUACCAGCCGAGCCGCUCCUGCACGGCAAGGCCACGGGAGCGCCCGCGGCGGCGGCGUUCUGCCCGCCGUCGUACACCGCGGAGUGGAUCUUCAGGGACUUCGCUUGCCGCCGCGCCGCCUUGGUCCGCGCCCUCACCUCAGAUGAGAAGGCGUUCUCUCGCAAGUGCAACCAAGGUACAUCAGAGACCCUGUAUCUGUAUGGCAAUAGUGAUGUGAGUUGGGAGGUGCGGCCACAGAAGUUCAUGCCGCUGGGGCAGCCUGAGCCAAUGAUGCUCGGCAUCAAACUAGUGAGGGGCAACAUGAAACGCAUAAAAUGGCUCAGACACAUCGCCAUGCACUGUGACGCAUGGCUCAUUCGUAUCUCCUCAUUCCUUGGUGCCAAUUUGGAGACUAGAUCAAGCAGGCAGCGUUUAUCUGAUAGGAUGAACAGUCUGCAAACUGUUCUUGAAACACUCAUUGCUAGUGACACGUAUCAACGCAUAUGCCGUGUGGAAAAAGCGAAUGAGGAUGAGGAUGAAGGCUGUGGUACUGAGCCAACCAUCUGUGCAAGCUGUGGCAGCGGCUACCAUGCAAAUGGGUUCUGGAUUUGUUGUGAUGUGUGUGACCGUUGGUUUCAUGGUAAAUGUGUGAGGAUAACAGCAGCUCAAGCGGAGAGAAUAGAGCACUAUGAAUGCCCUGAGUGCUGCUCCGACAAGAAAGGGCAUGAUUACAAUGUGGACCCAAUGCUUUCUGUUCUGUAUAAGCGAUACUAGAUAUGCCCAAGUCGAAUUACUAGUGCAUUUGAACUCUUCUGGACUUCUGUCAUGCUAUAUAGCUUUGUUGGGCUAGUUGAUAUUGUUUUGAACUUAUGUGGUUGCUGCUUAAAGCUUGGACUGUUUAUCUGCAGCCAGCAUGCACUAUAUUGUUGCGUACUAAUCCGUUUUAGAUAUUGUGCUAGACUUCUGA